AUGGCUCCAGCGGGAAAUAGGGUUUUGUGGCUCUUCCACCUUGGGCUAUCCGUCGUUCUCCCGCCCUCCUGGUCGUCCCCCGCCGCCACCGACGGCUACAUAUCCACCGCUGUCUACGGCCAUCUUCUCACUCCCGCCACCAGAAAACCACCGCUCCGUCCAAAGGCAAACCGUCGUGGCCCAAUCAGCAAACUCGGAGACGAUCUCCUCCUGUCGAUUCUGAUUCGCCUCCCGAACGCUAGAUCCGCCUUCCAGUGCAAAUCCGUCUGCAAGCGGUGGUGCUCACUCAUCUCCAGUCCUCACUUCGGCCGCAGUUUCGUUUCUCACCGUCAACAGAGCAGGAUCGACGGCGGCGGCGGUGAACUACUUCCUUUAACCUCACGCGACACUGAAUCCAUCUUGAGCUUUCUCCCCGUGCCUGAUGAGGUCCGAUCCAAUUUCGUACUUUUGGGUUGCUUCAAGGAUUUGGUUUUAUGCGGCUUCGAUGACUCUGCUGUUGGGAAUGAUCUUGAUGGCGAGAUGGGGAGAUUGUUCUUCGUCUGCAAUCCGUUUACAAAGCAAUGGGUCGCCCUUCCUCUGGCGCCCAAAAGGUCAGUCGGGUAUCAGAACAAAUGUUUAGUCUCUGAGAAUUUGGAUUCUGGAGAUGAGGAUGAUUGUCGAUUCCGAGUCGUCCUUGUUUCUGGAUCACCUGACCGUGCAAUAGUAGACUUGUUUUGUUCGGAGUCAGGGGAAUGGAUGGAAGACGCCAUGGCUCCUCCUGAUUCUGGUUCUUCCACACAGAUGAUGCUGGGGGAUGUGAUUCCCUUGUGGAAUGGGACCUUGUGUUGGCUGUCCGAUGACAUGCUUGGAUUUUGAACAGCAUUGUUUGUCUAUGUGGAGAUGGGAGGAAGACAAUAGAAGAUGGUGUUUUCUUUACAAUGGCUUUGUGGCGGAUUACAUCAUUAACCGUGAGUAUGUACAAUUUAAGGGUUUGAAGGCGCAUGAUGUAGUUGGCAUUCAUCCGAGUAAGCCCGAAACCAUCUUCUUGGAGUGUCGUCGUCCUUCUGAUGUCGCGCCUAUUGUGGUCGAGUGCAACAUGAGGACGGGAGAGAUGGAGGUCUUCACCGAUAGAGGGAAUUGGGGUGGGUUGUUCCAGCCGAGGUUCACUUGCUGGCCUUCCCCAAUUCCGGGCUACGAGAAGCUGCGAACUAUGUGUGAUGGCCAAAGAAUCACCACGAAUGGCUACUCAUGAUUGUUAGAACUUCUCUUUUCUUGGUUUGUGUCGACUGAUUUCAAGUUUUUUCCUUCUCCUGUAUAACCAGUAAUUUAAGUCUAAGAUGACACAUGCGUGAAUGACUGAACAGAAUGCUCAGAAUGUAUGAAUUGGGGACACUUGCAGAGUCGCAGAAAUUUGUCUGUUGUUGGUCAUUCCUUGUACAAGCUUUCUU
Linum tenue is the source of this 1427-nucleotide messenger RNA. NCBI's taxonomy places the organism in Eukaryota, Viridiplantae, Streptophyta, Magnoliopsida, Malpighiales, Linaceae. The record is from the annotation of a GenBank genome assembly.